AUGAUCAAAUCCGAGCCACGGGGACUUAGCUGGGCAGUUGUUCAACGUCUUGACUGCUUGAAAAAGCUGGGGAGCGGUCUUGAGGCCGAUCAAGACGAGGAUGAAAAUCUUCCUAACGUGAAAGCUAUCAUGGCAGCUUACCGCUCUGGAAAGCUGAACUGGGAUGGCACUUCAGUCACUUAUUGGUCAAAUGGUGAGCUAAUCACUGGUCCCCAGAAGCUGGAAAUGAAGGACCUUUAUGCUCUCAGUGCAAAGCAUGGUCCAAAGGGAUUUUGGGUAGAAGGAAUUAUGAUAGCAAUUCGAAAUCCGACUACCCAGGCAACGAAUACAAUGGCGACCUCCAUUACUUUCGACUUUCUUGAAGAUACUGGGUCCUCAUCAAUGCGGAUCUUUUCUGAAGAUAAGGAGAAUAUUGAAAGGCUAUCUGGCGCAAGCCUGCCUGUCAUUGGGCAUGCUCUAAAACAGACGGCCGCCGGGCAAGUGCAUGUCCAAAAUGUGGUGUUGCAGGCGAUGAUCAUGAACAAUCAAGAGAAUCUCCUUCCCUACUGGGUUGACAUCAAAGCUGCGGUGACUCCCGGAGCCAAAGGACUAUCGGGAGAUCGGCUAACUGGUGUAUGGAUUCACCACCUGCUGUUCGUUCUAUCAAUGCCGGAUAACACACAAAGGAAGCACAUCGGCACUGAUAUCAAUGAGAUGAUGCUUAAUCUUCCUCUCCCAGACCACAGGAACGCAGUUCCCCCAACAUUUGAUUGA
Molecule: messenger RNA, 753 nt
Organism: Penicillium salamii
Lineage: Eukaryota; Fungi; Ascomycota; Eurotiomycetes; Eurotiales; Aspergillaceae
Source: the annotation of a GenBank genome assembly